This is a messenger RNA of Drosophila teissieri, 830 nucleotides long. RefSeq names its product probable oligoribonuclease. Gene Ontology annotation, molecular function: nucleic acid binding; 3'-5'-RNA exonuclease activity. The record is from RefSeq and is a predicted model, not a curated record. The transcript has a single exon. Lineage: Eukaryota; Metazoa; Arthropoda; Insecta; Diptera; Drosophilidae. Bases 70 to 705 code for a protein of 211 amino acids. Gene Ontology annotation, cellular component: mitochondrion.
GUUAUCGAACACAUGGUACCCGCUGCAUCGUUAAAUUUCGCUUAAAAGAAACCUGCGCUACAGAUAUAAAUGCUUUCUCCACUUCGACGCGUGGGAUUGCUUCUGAACCGGCAUUUUUUGGGCUCUUUCGCUUUCAGUUCAACUGGCAGAAUGAGCAGCGGCUGUGGCUUAGACACGGACAUCGUGUGGAUGGAUCUGGAGAUGACCGGUCUAGACAUUGAAAAGGACAAAAUCCUGGAGGUGUCCUGCAUCAUUACGGACAAGGACCUGAACGUGAAGUCCGAGGGACCCUGCUUUGCCAUCAACCAUCCGCAGGAGGUCUACGACACGAUGAACGAGUGGUGCAUGGAACACCAUUACAAAUCUGGUCUUGUCGAUCGAUGCAAGAGCUCAGAUGUGAAGCCCGAACAAGCCUCCAAUCUGUUGCUAUCCUAUCUCGAGAAGAACGUACCGAAGCGCGCCUGUCCGCUCGGCGGGAACUCCGUCUACAUGGACCGACUAUUCAUCAAGAGAUUCAUGCCAUUGGUAGAUGAUUACCUGCAUUACCGCAUCGUGGAUGUGUCCACCAUCAAGGAACUGGCCAGGCGCUGGCGUCCCGAAGUGCUGACGUCCGCUCCCAAAAAAAGUUUCGCGCAUCGCAGCCUGGACGACAUCCUGGAAAGCAUCGACGAGCUUAAGUACUAUAAAGCGAACUUCUUUAAAUAAAUUAAGUCCAGAUCUUUCAAUACCUCAUGCUUCACUAACUAAUAGAAGUGAAGAAAAGUACUAGCAAUAUGUAAAAAGUGCGUUAAGUAGUAGAAUAAAAACCAUGUUGUAAUGUGUAACGUGAA